AUGAACAUUUCAUAGUAAUAUGAAGAAUAAUAGAAUUCAGAAAGAAUUGACACUCAAUUUCAUAAAUAGAAUUAGAAUCUUUUCAGAAGAUAAUUAUCAUAAUAUUAAUUCAAUAAUACUUGGAAACUUAAUGGAUUCAAUAUAAUUUUAAUAGUUCUAAAAUUUAUAUAAGCGAUUACAAAAUAAACAUUUACUACUUCAUUUAAAUUGUUAAAUGGUCAAUUUUUCAAAUUACUUAAGGAUAACACUGCAGAUUACAAUUAUUAUUUACAUAGAGGAUAUUUUACAUAAAAUAAAGCUUAAUCGUUUAUGAUUAAAUUUGAUCAAAAAGUGAACUUCUUAUAAUGUAAUAAUUUUUAUUAAAAUAGAUUAUAGAAGAAAUUAUUUAAAGAGAAUAAUGUAGUUUAUUUUAUUUGAACCAGAUGACACAAUAAUUAUAGUGUGGAAUAUUUAUCUACUUUGUAUAGUUACAAUAAAUGUAUUUUAUGUUUCAUUACGAUUAUCAUUUGUUGAAAUUGUUGAAAUGGAAUGGUAAUUAAAAGAUUUCAUUUUUGAAUAAUUACCUAGUUAUUCAUUCUUAUUAGAAAUUAUUAUUAAGUUUAAUACUUGUAUUUAUAGUAAAGGAGUACUUAUUAAAAAUAGAAAAAGAUUAAUAAAAAGAUAUCUUAAAAGAGAAUUUUUAAUUGAUUUAGUAUUAAUAAUACCAUUUUUUAUUGGAAGAUAAUUUGAUUUUAUAUAUUUAGAUCUUGUUAUUAUCUUGAAAGUAUUUUAAAUAUCCAAAUUAACUAAUUCUUUAUUCAAUCGUUUGGAAUUGACAUAACAACAAACAACUGUUUUUGAAUUAGUUAAACUAAUGUAAUAAACAAUUAAUAAUAGAGUUUUUUUAUACUAUUAUGUGCUCAUUUCUCAGCUUGUAUUUGGCAUAAACUAGGAGUAUGGGGAGAUUGGGGAAAUAAAAAUACAGUAACAUGGUUAAUAAAAGAAUAAUUAUAUAAUUCAAUGUGGAUUGAUAGAUAUGUAGUAUCAUUUUAUUGGAGUAUAGUUACUAUGACAACUAUUGGUUAUGGUGAUAUUAUUCCUGUAAAUUUAACAGAAAGGAUAUUUUGUAUAAUAAUGACAUUGAUAUCUACAGCAACAUUUGCUUAUUCAGUUAAUAGUAUUGGAUAAAUAUUUUAAGAUAUGUCUAAACAAUCUGUUUAAUUUAAAACAAAUAUGAAUAGUUUAAAUAAAUUCUUAAAAAAUUAGAAAGUAUCAACUUCAUUACAAAUAAAAUUUAGAAGAUAUUUUGAAUAUUUUUGGAGUAAACCUUCAUAAGAAGUAAUAUAAUUUUAAGAUUAAAUUCCAUAAUAAUUAAAAGAUCAAAUGAUUGUUGAUAUAAAUAUUAAAUUACUAAAAUAAUUAGAUUUAUUUAAAUAAUUUAGUAAUAGUUUACUUAAUACAUUAUGUUUAUAAUUUAAAGAAUUAUAAUUAUAACCAGAUGAAUAUCUAUUUAAAUCAAAUUAGAGAUCAGAAAAAUUAUAUAUUUUAGUAAAUGGAUAAAUUGAUUUACAUGUAAUCAUUAAUAAAAAAAAGAGAAUUUUAGAAAAAUUAAAGACUUUAUGUUUAGUAGGUCAAUUAAAUUUUAUUCUCAAUAAAGAAUACAAUUAUGAAGCAAUGGCUACAAAAAAUACAAAAAUAUUAGCAAUUGAUAGAUAAACUUUAAUUGAUAAUAUAAAAUAGAAUGAAAUUGAUUAUGUAUAAUAUUAUUAAUAUAAAAAGGAAAUUUAUAAAAAUUUUGAAGAAGAUAUUAGAAUAUAAAAAUAAUAUGGUAAAAUUUCAAUUAUAUGUUCAAUAUGUAGAAAAUCAAAACAUUUUGUUCUUGAUUGUCCUCUACUUUUUGGAGGUAUAAAUAGAACAAAAGUAUUAUAUUAAUUGAGACAUAAUUUACCUUAAGAUAGAAUUUAUAAGUUAAGGAAUAAUGAAGAUAGAAGAAUAUAAACAAAAAAACAUCAUUUUCUUGUUAUGGAAAGUGUAAUAUAAUAUAUAAUAAAGAAUGAUGAGAUUUGUAAUUUAGAGGGAAUUAAAGAAUGUAAAUAUUAUAUACAUCCUAGAAUUACAAGUAGCCAUUAAAUAAUAAUUAUAAUAUGAAGAAAAAAUGUCUAAUAAUUAAAGUAACUAAUUCACUAAAUAAUUAUCAUAAUUACCAAAUAUUCCAUCUUCUAUUAAUUGUAUAUCUCUUCGUAAUAUUCAGACCAAUAAGGUUUUAUAAGACAAUUAGAAUCAAGAAGAGCCUAAAGAAGAAAUUAAUUAAGUUGGAACUUUGAGUAAACCAUAAGAUUUUAGAUUAUUAACAAACUUAAAUAAUUAAGAAAUAUCACCUAUUUUAGAAGAACCAUAAACUAAGGAAGAAAGAUCAGAUGAAAUUAAUAAUAAUGAAUAAUUACCUUAAAUAGAGAAAUAAUAGAAUUCUAUUUAACCUUCUAAUCAAAAUACUGAUACAAAAGAAACAUAAUAAAGAAUGGUAAAGAAAAGGAAUUCAAUUAGAUAGAAAUUUGAUAGAAAAUAAACAGAUUAAGGUGAUAUUAUAAAAAAUAGAUAACAUUAAUUUAAAAGAUUAUUUACUGAAAAAGAAGAUAAUUAUGAUAGAAAAUCUAAAUUUUCUGGAUUUAAUAAUUAAUUAAUUAUAUCUCAAUAAUACAAAAAGAAUCCAUUAGGAUAAUUGACUAUAAAAAGAAAAUAAAGUAUCUAAGAUUAUAUAUAAUAAAAUGAAAAGACUUAAGAAAUUCCAUCAAAUAAAUAGAAUAAAGUAGAUGAAUUAUCUUUUGAUUUAGAAUAUUCUAAAAGUCAACUUUCAAUUAAAAAUAACAAUUUUAAACAACAUUAAGAAAUUUAUUAAAUGGAUUAAGAUAAUAAUAAUUAAAAAUCAUUUAAUAAAAUAUACACAAAAGUGUUUGAUAAAGAUAAUAAUAAUAUUGAAGAUGAAAAUUAUAUAAUAAAUUAAUAUUAAGAUGAUGAUAAUUAAAGAAAUACUGAUAGAUAGGUUGGAUUUCAAGAUAAUACUUAAAAUUAAAUUUAACAUUUACCAUAAUAAGAUAUUAAAUUAAUGGAUUAAAGUAUGAUGGUUUAAUUUGAAAAGAUUAAAUAAAAGGAGGAGCAGAUAUAACAAUAAUAUAGGGAUAGAUAAUAAACAAUUAAUACAAAUAAUAAAGAAAGUAAAGAAAUACAUAAUUAAAAUAUACAAAGAGGAUUAGCUAUUAAAGUAACUUCUGAUGAUUCUUCAGAUGAAGAUAUUAAUGGAUAAAAAUUAAUGAGAGGAUAAUAUCUUGAAAUAUUUAAAGAUUUUGAAAUAAUAAAAGAAUUUAAAUGUUAUUAUCCACAUAAUAAUAUAAAUUAAGUGAUAUUUUAGGUAUUAAUUUAUAAUUCUAAAUUUAGUUAUAUAAGAAUGAUUUUAAUUCAUAAUAAAAUCUUAUGAAGAAAAGAAAACUUAAAAAAUAAGAUACAAUAAUGAAUUUACUUAAAUAAACAUAACAUUUAAUGCGAAAAAGUUAAUAAUAAUGA
This is a messenger RNA of Paramecium pentaurelia, 3537 nucleotides long. NCBI's taxonomy places the organism in Eukaryota, Ciliophora, Oligohymenophorea, Peniculida, Parameciidae. The record is from the annotation of a GenBank genome assembly.